Messenger RNA from Fundulus heteroclitus (mummichog), 1973 nucleotides. RefSeq names its product somatostatin receptor type 5. The coding region runs from base 205 to 1665 and encodes 486 amino acids. Gene Ontology annotation, biological process: neuropeptide signaling pathway. Gene Ontology annotation, molecular function: neuropeptide binding; somatostatin receptor activity. Lineage: Eukaryota; Metazoa; Chordata; Actinopteri; Cyprinodontiformes; Fundulidae. Gene Ontology annotation, cellular component: neuron projection; membrane. The transcript is spliced from 3 exons. The record is from RefSeq and is a predicted model, not a curated record.
GGGGUGGAGUGGAGGGGCUCUCCUCGCAUCCCUCAGCACGCGGACAGAGCUCGGAUGAACGCGACAGUUUACACGUUCACUUGCGUUUAUUCUCGGUCCAACUGCGACUUCGCGAGAACUGUGAACGACUUCAUGGAGAGAGGGCUGUUGAUGUGAUCAUUGAUGGGAUCCUACGGACUUGACUGAUAUUUUCUAAAUACUUCCAUGGAGCUCAUCCAGGCCACCCAGGUUUCCUUAGUGGCACAGGAGGAAACCACAACAGCCUGGAACAACAGCUCAGUCCUACUUUACUACCAUCCACUGUUGUCCACUAUUUCCUAUAUACCCCUUCCCAGCAUCAGCCAAGCUGAAGAAUCUUUCUCAUUUAACAGCAGCUGCCUGAACUCUACUAAUAGUAACCCCACAUCCCUCCCUGGCUUGGCAGGAAUUUUCAUUCCUCUCAUUUAUGGAAUAGUUUGUAUAGUUGGUUUAGUGGGAAACACACUGGUCAUCCACGUCAUAGUGAACUACACGAAGAACGAGUCAGUCACAAACAUCUACAUCCUCAACCUUGCCAUUGCAGAUGAACUUUUUAUGCUAGGAUUGCCCUUUUUGGCGGCGCAAAACGCUCUUCUCUCUUGGCCCUUCGGCUCACUGAUGUGCCGCGUUGUGAUGACGGUCGAUGCCUUCAACCAGUUCACCAGCAUAUUUUGUCUCACUGUGAUGUCAGUCGAUCGAUACUUGGCUGUUGUUCACCCCAUCCGAGCCUCCUGGUGGCGACGGCCCCAUGUGGCAAAGGCUAUUAGUGCUACAGUAUGGCUAGGGUCCUUUGUGGUGGUCCUGCCGGUGGUGGUCUUCGCAGAUGUGCUGAAGGACGAUGGAAACUGCAGCAUCGUGUGGCCUGAGCCAGCGGAAGUGUGGAAGACAUCUUUUAUUGUGUACACAUGCACUGUUGGAUUCUUCUGUCCUCUACUUGUCAUCUCUCUAUGCUACCUGCUGAUCAUCAUUAAGGUAAGGAAUGUUGGAAGGCGGACCCAGACCACAUCCUCCAGACGCAGAAGGUCGGAGCGGAAAAUCACCAGAAUGGUGGUCAUCGUCGUCGCGGUGUUUGUGUUCUGCUGGCUGCCGUUCUAUGCUCUCAACAUUCUGAACCUCCUCGUGGUCCUGCCUGGAGACUUCAGAGGGCUCUACUACUUCGUCGUUGUGCUUUCGUAUGCAAAUAGCUGUGCCAACCCCAUCCUGUAUGGUUUUCUGUCAGACAACUUCAAGAGAGGCUUCAGGAAGGCCUUGUGCCGCGCCUCACGCAAGGUGAAGAACAACGACAGGGCUGGCACCGAGGCCCAGCGACCGACAGAGGAAUGGGGCGGCAUCGUGCUCCUGCCGCAGAAGAGAAUCACUAAGACGAACAGGACAUGUUGCGGGGAAAACGAUGUACUGGAGCAGGUCGUUGGAGCGGAGGGGGGUUUGCAAAUGAGAGAACGAGGUAGAUUGCCACAUAAAGGGCAAAACUCCAAAGCAGAAGAAGAUACUAAAGCCCAUGUUACGGAAAAGGCUACCCCUGAACCGACUCCAGGUCUUGAUGCUCUUGAGGUAGCUCACUCCAAAGCCAAUAAAAGUAGAAACAGGAACUCACAAAAUGAGAAAGUCCUGGACAAAAACUCUGUGCUUGAUAUCAGCUAUCUGUAAGAGUUGACGGCAGAUUCUGCCAUUGAUGAUUCUUUUAAGUCUGCGAUAUGAGUUUGUGUAAGAAAUGAUCUGUCUUGAUGCAAAUGUUUUUAAAAUUUGGUGCACUUAACUUUGGAAACGAUAAAGGUUGGACAAAAGUGAGGGUAUCAAUUUGUGCUUGGACCUUAGAGCAUUAGUGAAAAUUGCAUUUAUUUUAGUAACUCAGUUUACUAAGGGAAACACAUAGAUUAAUGCAGACUGAUGAUGUUUUAAAGCCUGCAUUUCUAGUGAUUAUUUUUUUUCCCCCAACUCCAGCAAAUAAAAACACA